AUGACCCCGACUCGGAACAUCGUUAUCUUUGGAGAAGUGGGAGCAGGAAAAAGCGCCGUCAUCAACCUGAUGGCCGGCCAACAGAUUACCCACAUAUCGCCUGACUCUCACCGCUGUACUCUGCAUUGGAUGGAGUACCUAAUAACCUUUGAAAAUGGGACUCGAUACAAGGUGUUUGAUACGGUCGGCCUCGAGGAGCCCCAUAUAGAAAACAAAGACUACCUCACUGCGAUUUCAAACGCAUUUGGCCUCAUCAACACUUUGAAAGAACGUGGAGGUAUCGACCUCUUACUCUUCUGUAUACGCGGAGGUAGAGUCACGACAACCAUGCAGAGCAAUUAUGUGUUGUUCUUCGAAUUUCUCUUCGAGGCAAAAGUCCCACUCGUGCUAGUCGUCACAAACCUCGAAAGAGAGGCAAAUAUGGAAGACUGGUACAUGCGGAAUGUGGGUCACUUGGAGAGGCACAACAUUAGGUCCGCAGGACACGCAUGCAUAACUGCGGCGAAUCUUCUCGACGGGAGACAUAGAGAUAAGUAUGAAGAGUCGCGCGGCAUACUCCGUAGAGCGGUUGAGGUUCAUUGCAACAUUCAUAUGGAAGGGUGGACCAUCGGGCAAGGAUCGCUUGUUUCCAAGUCGUUCAUCAACAAAUAUGUGGAAGAUGUUAUUCCACGUCCCAAGAAGACAGAUAUCAUUGGAGAUCCCAUGAAACGAUGCAGGAUGACCGCUCAGCAGGUGGCUCAGCGGGUGGCUGAGCAGCGGGCGGCUGAGCGGGCGGCUCAGGAGCGGGCGGCUAAGCGGGCGGCUCGGGAGGCGGCGCGGAUCAGGCUAUGGCAAAUGAUUAAGAAUUACGGUAACCCGUCAGUCUCUUCAGAUGUAAGGAAUACAGGUCCACAGCAGGGAUAUGAAAGUCGACCACGUAACGUAGUGCUCUUGGGGGAGAGUGGAGUGGGUAAAACCUCACUCAUAAACCUCAUUAUGGGCCGCAAUGUAGCGGAAAUAUCUCCUGACGCUCGUACAAUCACACAUGCUGCAUAUGAUUUGACGAUCAGCGGGCAAUACUUCAGGCUGUGGGAUCCGGCAGGGUUAAACAAGGGCUCCGAGGGCGGAGCCCCUGCGGCCACGGCUGCAAAGGAGUUGGCUCUACUCCUCCGUAGCCUGAACAGGGGAGACGGUGUCCAUCUCAUUAUGUAUUGCGUGAGCGGAACGCGAGCUACAAAGGCUCUGCGAACGAAUUACCAAACCUUCUUAUCAGCCAUCGGUGACAGAAAAGUGCCCAUUGUUAUCGUGGCGACACACCUGGAAAACUGGCGUCCAGUGAUGACAGAGUGGUGGAAUCGAUACAAGGACGAGCUUGCGAAAUAUGGGAUGCAUUUCCCUGGAUAUGCUUGUGUCACAACUCUGCCGGAUGGACGCUCGGAAUCCCAGGAUCUACAUCAACGUCGUGCACAGUCCUACGAAGACGUUUGCAAACUUAUCCUGGACCAUUGUUCACCGCCGCAGGCCCCUCGCAACACACUCGCGAUUUUAUUCAGAUGA
This is a messenger RNA of Suillus subaureus, 1536 nucleotides long. RefSeq lists its product as uncharacterized. Bases 1 to 1536 code for a protein of 511 amino acids. The record is from RefSeq and is a predicted model, not a curated record. Gene Ontology annotation, cellular component: cytoplasm. The transcript is spliced from 3 exons. Lineage: Eukaryota; Fungi; Basidiomycota; Agaricomycetes; Boletales; Suillaceae. Gene Ontology annotation, molecular function: GTP binding. Gene Ontology annotation, biological process: tRNA methylation; tRNA wobble uridine modification.